UCUAUUUUGUAGCCUUAAAUUGGAAUGUGAGAAACUGGCAAGCGAAAAGACAGAAAUGCAGAGGCACUAUGUGAUGUAUUAUGAAAUGUCGUAUGGAUUAAACAUUGAAAUGCACAAACAGACAGAAAUCGCCAAGAGAUUGAAUACAAUUUGUGCACAAGUCAUCCCAUUUUUGUCUCAGGAACAUCAGCAGCAAGUGGCCCAAGCUGUAGAACGUGCCAAACAAGUGACCAUGGCCGAACUGAAUGCCAUCAUCGGGGUACGUGGCCUUCCAGGUCUACCUCCUACACAGCAGCAGCUGCAGGCUCAACAUCUCUCCCAUGGCCAUGGACCUCCAGUGCCUCUAACACCGCAUCCAUCAGGACUUCAGCCUCCAGGAAUCCCUCCACUUGGAAGCAGUGCUGGCCUUCUUGCCCUUUCUAGUGCUUUGGGUGGGCAGUCUCACUUGGCAAUAAAAGAUGACAAGAAGCAUCACGAUGCAGAACACCACAGAGACAGAGAGCCAGGCACAAGUAAUUCUCUGUUGGUCCCGGACAGUCUGCGAAGCACAGAUAAACGCAGGAAUGGCCCUGAAUAUACCAAUGACAUCAAAAAGAGAAAGGUGGAUGAUAAGGAUUCCAGCCACUAUGAUCCUUCUUCCCCAAGGGCAAGUCCCACUCAUUCACCACGUGAAAACGGUAUAGAUAAAACCCGCCUGCUGAAGAAAGAUGCCUCUAGCAGUCCAGCAUCUACGGCUUCUUCAGGAAGUUCCACUUCCCUCAAAUCCAAAGAAAUGAGUCUGCAUGAAAAAGCCAGCACGCCUGUUCUGAAAUCCAGCACACCAACUCCUCGAAGUGAUGUGCCAACCCCAGGCACUAGCGCAACUCCAGGACUUCGUCCAGGCCUUGGCAAGCCUCCAACAAUGGACCCUCUGGUUAACCAAGCUGCUGCAGGUUUGCGGACGCCAUUGGCAGUACCAGGACCGUACCCUGCUCCAUUUGGAAUGGUACCUCACGCUGGCAUGAAUGGAGAGUUAACCAGUCCAGGGGCAGCCUAUGCCAGUCUGCACAAUAUGUCACCCCAGAUGAGUGCUGCUGCUGCUGCAGCUGCUGUGGUUGCCUAUGGAAGAUCUCCUAUGGUUGGGUUUGAUCCUCCUCCUCACAUGAGAGUACCUGGAAUCCCUCCAAAUCUAGCAGGGAUUCCUGGGGGAAAACCUGCCUACUCCUUUCACGUUACUGCAGAUGGUCAGAUGCAGCCGGUUCCUUUCCCUCCUGAUGCCCUCAUCGGUCCAGGAAUUCCUCGCCAUGCCCGUCAGAUCAACACUCUGAACCACGGGGAAGUGGUGUGUGCAGUUACCAUCAGCAACCCCACGAGACAUGUGUACACGGGUGGGAAGGGGUGCGUCAAAGUCUGGGACAUCAGCCAGCCUGGCAACAAGAGCCCUGUCUCUCAGCUGGACUGCCUGAACAGAGACAACUACAUCCGCUCUUGUAAAUUGCUACCUGAUGGAUGCACCCUAAUAGUUGGCGGGGAAGCCAGCACAUUAUCCAUAUGGGACCUGGCAGCACCAACUCCUCGUAUAAAAGCAGAACUGACAUCCUCAGCGCCUGCCUGCUACGCUCUGGCUAUCAGCCCUGAUUCCAAGGUGUGCUUUUCCUGCUGCAGCGAUGGGAACAUUGCAGUGUGGGAUCUGCACAAUCAGACAUUGGUCAGGCAAUUCCAGGGCCACACAGAUGGAGCCAGCUGUAUUGACAUUUCUAAUGAUGGUACCAAGCUCUGGACAGGAGGUUUGGAUAACACUGUCAGAUCCUGGGACUUGAGAGAGGGGAGACAGCUACAACAGCAUGACUUCACAUCACAGAUAUUUUCCCUUGGUUAUUGUCCUACUGGUGAAUGGCUAGCUGUGGGAAUGGAGAGCAGCAACGUAGAAGUGCUACAUGUAAAUAAACCAGACAAAUAUCAACUGCACCUUCAUGAGAGUUGUGUAUUGUCACUCAAGUUUGCUUACUGUGGUAAAUGGUUUGUGAGUACUGGGAAAGAUAACCUUCUUAAUGCAUGGAGAACUCCUUAUGGAGCCAGUAUCUUCCAGUCCAAAGAAUCUUCGUCAGUGCUUAGCUGUGACAUCUCUGUGGAUGAUAAGUACAUAGUCACUGGCUCUGGAGACAAAAAGGCUACAGUCUAUGAAGUUAUCUACUGAGAAAUGUGAUGGGGAUAUAACUUUUAGAAGUUGAACUGGGCCAAAAUUGUUCUUAAUUGUAGAAGUAGAAAGGUUUUGCCUUUUAGAAAGGAACAAAAGUAUUGAGGUUCCAGACCUUGCCAUGAAACUACUCCGAUUUUUCAAAAUAGAAGGCAACAUCCAGCAACUAAAUACUGGCUACGUGGACCAAAUGGAACACAGAGACAAGAUGGACAGAUGUAGCCUAGGUUUUUGAUAUAGUUUUUAAAAGCCAAGUCUACUGAAGAAUGUUGGAGCCUUUUAUUUUUUUCUUUCUUUGUGACCUCAUGCAAAUUGUUCUCAUUGCCUGAAUAUGGGGGAUAAAUACCUUUCUGUUCCUUGCAGUUCAAGUUGCAUUCUGUCCUGUGUAGAGCAGUGGUGUCUCAGAUGAACUUGUUUCCUGGUUUUGCAUCUUGUGAUAUGUUUUUGUAUUUUUGUUGAAGGUCAAACAUUUGUAUAAAUUGUAAAUAUAUUUAGUUUAUUACAGUAAAGGCUUUAGUACCAACAACCAGUCUUCCCCCCCGCCCCCUCCCUGCCUGCCCUGCUUAUUUAAAAUUAAAAACCUUUUGGGGAUAUAAGUACCUUUUUAGAAGCAAAAGCAAACACUAUGUAUAGUUUGAAAAUGGUGUCUUAUUCUUUAUAACUCUUCUAGAUUCCUUUAUCAUACUUCAGAGUAGUUGUUUUGACAUAUUAGGGUAUCAAGUCCAGUAGAUACUGUCUUGUGCUACAGAAAACUUAAAAGGCAAUUUUGUACUAAUUAUAGUGUAAAUAUAAAAAUUGAACAUUUCAUGAAGUUGUGCAGUUUAUUUUAAGUUUAUUCUGAUGUCCCAUAUAUAUGUUCUUUGGCAGAUACAGUAAUAUGUGCCUGAUUAUAACUCAUUUUGUCAUUUCUCUAGAAGAGGUGAUUUCCCUCUUAUUUCUCCCCCAGCUGAACAGAACUCAUGCAAGACUACAUUUCAACUAAAUACAUCAGAGCCCUUAUUCAUUAACUGAGGAUGUCUGUGAUUUAAAAAAGCUAGAUAAGUUGCAUCCUUCAUAUUUUACAGAGAAGUGGCAGUUAGUGACCAUUUCCUUUUUAAUGUCUUGUCUAUACUUAGAUACUCAGGUAAAUUUAAUUAAAUUACCAAAAGUGUGAGUUUUACAGGGGAUCACUUAAACCAUGUCAAAUACUUGCAGUGCUGCAAGUGAAGUGAAUUAACCUAAACUAAGUUAAACUCACUUCUUAAUUUCUUGUGAGAAUAUUGACAAAGGAAUAUUUUGAUUUUUAACUAAUCCACUGUACAAAUUAAUUAGAAUUAAUUUUCCUGAGUGUCCCAUGUUACGCAGGCCUAUAGGCUCUAUGUAUUCAUACUGAGCUAUCUUCGAGUCCUUUCCACUGUUGCAUUAGUGUUUUACAUCUGUGAAGAGCCAUGCUAAGCAGCCAGUUACCAAAGCUAUGCAUCUUCAAAUCAAGUUUUCUUGGUGUACUCAAGAGAAAUGGAUGAGGAGAGAAUGUGUACAUUUUAUUCUAACUAUGUUUUUUCAGAUUAACGAGUUCUUACCACUGUGUGCUGGACAAACCUAGCUAUUGCACCAGUGAGGGCCAUACAUUUCCUGCAUUCAGUAAUUUAAUUAGAAUUUCUGUUGCUAAUGGAGAGUACAGAUGAACAGAAGGAUAUCUCUGAACAAAUAAUUCAGAUUACACAAACUGGCAGACAGGUUAAGACUCAUCUUUGAAGAGCUGCUUUCUCAUUUUGCUAGCAUUUGACAAUGACCUGUAUCCCUGCUCUUUCAAAGACACAUAACUAGGAAGAAACAAGUUUGACUGACAGGUGCAUUGACUGGAAAGAGAACUUCUCAUCUGAGGGCAAAUUUUCUCUCAAUUUCCAGUCUGAAGAGACAUCAGUUUUCUUGUCAAUUUACAUGACCAUUCUACUGAGACCAUUUUGUAGUAUCUAGAAUUGUAAUAGCCUUAAUACAUUAACUUUGCGUUUAGAAUGUAAAAUGUUAACCAUUCAGGAUAACCUGGUCUCCUAGACAUUUAAAAUUAGUGUUCUAUCCAUAUGUAUCAAUAUCUUUGUCUAUUGCUGUGUUGUGAAUAUCCAUUUGUAUGAAAAUGACAGACCAGUUUAGGUGGUGGUCAUGUUCCUUUCACACAUAGUAAGGCAAAAAGCAGAAUCAUCAGGCUUUUCAAAGAAAUAAUUAUAUUUGCUACAUUGAAAUACUGUGAAGUGCUAUGCCAUUUUAAAAAGGGAAAGUUUAAAAAUAGAGUAUGUACUAGGUUACUUGAUUUUUAUGCUGACCCUGUUUUCAUAUUGAAGUUUUUCCAAAUGUCUGAAUCUCUCAAUGAUCAUUGACUUUCUUUAGCAGCUCUGGCAAAUUUGCUAUAGUUAGGAACAUUUGGAUUUCUUCCAAACUACUAUCACCUUGGCUUUUACUUUAUAGGUGUUCUUUUACCUUUCUUAAAAGUUGAUAUUAGAGGAACUAAGAAUGCAAGCAUUCUAACACAUUUGUGUAACUUAAAAAUAUAUACACGUGUAUAUAAUAGAUCUGCUAUAAAUUGCAACAUAGGGGUUGUUAGUAAGACCACAUUUUUGGCAAUCAGGAGGUUCAAAAUCCUAGUGUCAGGAAAAUAAUGAAAUACCUUGUCUUUUCUUGUUAGCUUCUAGAAUGCACAAUGAGUCAGAGCAGUUAUGGAAUUGGACAUUAUUUAUGCAUGUGAAUGAAUUUAAUCAUAUUUGUACCAUAUGCUUCUCGGUUGUAAUUAAGAAAUUACUUCUUUUUUUCCCCAAUCAGAUCUACUUUAAGCCUUGGUUUUAAAAACUUGGGGAGGCAUCAUACAAUAGUCCUCUGAAUUAUUUUUUUUUUGUUUGUUUCAGGUUUCACUUAUAGUUUUUGAAACUUUUUUUUCAUCUGUCAAACAGUAAAGCCUAUUCCACCAGCAGAUGUAAUUUUUAAUGAAAAAAUACAUUUGGUGAAAUCUUGGCAUGUCUGUCUACACUAUUACCUACAAGAUUUAAAACUUGUAGAGCUUAAAACUUCUGUAAGUUCUUAUACCCCUGUUUAAAUUAGUGGGUGGAAAUAAUUGUAUAUUGAACAAAGAAACAGACCAACCCAGACCAGCAGUAACAGAAGCGGCACUGGGAAAAGCAUGUGGAAAAAAGAGGUACAGCAGUACCUAUGGUGUAGGUAAUUAUUAUUUUUUUUUUGUCAAUUUAAUUACAACCCUGAAAGGUUCCUUUGAUUAGCCCCUUUCUGGGACACUGUUUGCUGGGUGGCCCUCAGUAUUCAGAGAAGUCUGAAUGCCACUCUGGCAAACACUAGUGCCAGAUAGAAGCAGGGAGUCCUUACAAAUGACAUAUUGGAUGUCACUGCAAACAAUAACUGAUGAAGAGGAGAUUUGUGGUAAUAUCAAUUCAAGUGAACAAAAUCCUUUGCCGGCUCUAAUAUGUAUAUUUUGUAUAUGUGCGCUAGGCAUAACCUUUUAUAAAUCAAUUGUGCAGAAAAUCAUUAUAUUAUUCCACACAAUGCAUUUGUCAGUGUGUCAGAGUACCUCUUUUUGAUUAUAGUUCCAAGCAAAGAUGGCUUGCCACAUCAACCCACAAGCGGUUGGUCCUUGAGAGAGAAUUUUCAUCCACAUUAAGUCUUUUAAAUUUGUUUGGCAUUUCAAAAGCUUUUGUUCCUUUAAAGGGAAGAGGGAGCACCAAAUGAAUAUAAAGUUCAUAGACUGGUAAAAUAAUAGUGUUGUUUUUUAAUACAAGCAUCAAAGUAGAAUCUAUCAUCUAGUCUCAUACUUUCCUGUAUAAAUGAUUGACCAUAAUUUUUUCUGUCACAUCUUUGCAUUGGUGAAGCAGGUAGAAUUUUCAGAAGUGUUAACUUGAGUAACUUAAACCCAGAUGGACAAAUAGAUUUUUAUAUUUUUUUUGUGGUGGUGGUUUUUUGUUGUUUAUUUGUUGUUGUUUUGUUUUGUUUUUUGUGGAAAGAUUGCCCCACUUAUGAGCCUGUGGGAUCAUGUAACCUAGUUAGAGUAGUCCUUUAUAUUUUCUAUUAUGUUGGUGCAAUUUUGAGUCGAUGGGGAAUUUCCACCAUUCUAGUGAUUAAGAAAGGUGGAUUUUAAUGUUUUCAAGCUAAGAAAGAGUACUGAAUUCAGGUUUCGCACUACUGAUAAAGUGUUUACCCCUUAAGCCACUUCACUGGAGAAGCUGGACUGGCUCCAACUGUGCUGUCUCUUUGAAGGAUUUUAUUUUUUUUCCUACCACAAGCACAUAGAAAGAAUGUGAGAAGGUAGGUCUAUACAAGACUUAAAUCAUGGUGUCUUGCCAGAGAGAGGUCUCUUACUACAAAAUGGGAAAGAUGAAGCAGCUCAGAGUAGGACCUGAUGAACACCAGAAUGAAAGAAAGAGUUUCUGGUAGGGAAUACAUGGAGGGACAGUGGAGAAUGGGAACAUAGACACACAGACAUUUUACUGGUAUUGUAAAAUGCAAUCUACAAAAUUCACCUAGAAUGAGAUUUCAGUAUGCAAUUUCACUGACUUCUAUUUCUCCAUGAAGUUGUUCAGAUGUUUCUGCAUAGUAAUUCAAGGACACCUGAGCUGUGUGUUGGAACUGGAAGUGGGCAUUUCUUUGACAUCCAUAAGCAGUCAUCUAAUCCUAAGAGGAACGAGAGUUAAAUCACAGCCAGUUCUCAACAUUUCCUAUUACCUAAUAUUUUUAUAGCUCAAGAUCAGCUUUCCAGCAAUUGAUAAUCCCUUUUUCAGCAACAUGCUCCCAGAUGUCCCAUUGCAGCUUAAGUGCUUAGUGCAGCGUGGUAGAUUUUGCUAGGGAAACCAGACAUGUAGGAACUGGGUGCUUUAAAAAUCUGCCCUGUGGGUCUAGCUUACAGACAUUUCUGAGAAGUUCACUUGGAAUUUCUGUUCAACUAUAUAGGAGAGCUCAAACAGUCACUUAAACAUUUUCUAAACGAGAAAAAACUGUGCUCUGAACACCCUUUAAGCACAUGGGGAUUUUUUUUUUGCCUUUUUUUGUGUUGAUUUAUUUAAUUUUUUUCUUCUUACUUAACUUUAAAAUAUCUAUAAAUUGAAUACAAUAAGAAAACAUGAAGGGAAAUAAGAAUGAAAGAAUAAUUGUUUUCAGAGGGCAGAAUGUUCUUAAAGAUGCUAUAUCUCAAAACAAAAGAACCUAUUGCUUCUAUGAUACAUUAAUUCUUGAGAGAGCUGGAUUUGUGUUUCCUUGGAGCUAAAGUGCUAUUCUCAGAAAACUGAAUACCAAAAAAUUGGUGGUGUGGGGACCAAUAUUAGUUAUCAUUUUAAAAUCUGAGCAGAGUUUUGUGGGUUUUUCUUCCCCCAUAUUCCUUAUUGCCAAGUCCACAGUUCAUUCCUAGAAGCUGAACAACAGGCUGUGCCCUUUCUGGCUCAUGCAUUAGUAAGAAUUUUGUUAACAAGUCUGUUCGUGAUAGGUAGACUACAGGAGAAUCUGAUUGAAUCUUUUAGUGGAUAGCUGCAUAGAUAAUAUCAGUCAGUGUAUAUUGUAAUAAUUGCCCUUACUAAAGCAAGCACCCAGAGAUAAGAUAGCAUCAUUGUUCCAUACUCAUACUUUCAUUGUUUGUGGAAUUGCUGGUCAGUGUAGUUGACUCGCCAUAGAAAAAUUCUGUGGUGGCUUCUGAGGUAAAACUUAAAUUUUGAGAUAUUGCCUAAAAUUUUACAUGUGAUUUUGCCCACAGUAAGUUUAUGUUGAUUCAUAGAAGAGAUGCUGCAAGGAGCACUAGACAGUUGCUAUUGCAUAGAGCUUGGCAAGGAUUGCCUUUGCUAUGUUCACAGUACAAAGGUAUAGCAUCUCUUGAACUUUGUUUCUAUCUCUGUUUCCUGCCAAGAAUGAGUUAGAGGCAAAGAUAAUGCAUAGUUUGGAGAUUAAGUAAUCAAACAUACUAUUAUCCCUUUUGUAUACUCUGUCAUUAGCAUAGAAAAUGGAGAUGAUAGCUUUUAACUGCAAAUAAUAAAAGCUGGUUUUCCUUCAAGGACUGAUUUUUAAUGGCAGUUUAAAAAAGUUAACAAGCAGAAUGAAGGGGUCAUAAACGGAAAUUAACCCAUAGCAUUGGGAAACUUAGAAAUCACUUGUUACUUUCCUGGUAGUGAGCCUAAUUUGUUUAAAAUAAAAUCCAUCUGUUCAUUUUGCAGUCUUUGUCGCACUUCCUUACAGCAAUCCACAGUGGAUUACCCCUUUACUUUAAAAAUUGGCUGCAAUUACGAUAAGCUGAAUAACUCUUAUUUUGUGGUUUGCUGUAGCAAGAUACUUUGGAGAGCAAUGAAGCUUCCCUUUAUUCUUAAAAAAUAAUCAGCUAUUGUUAUUUUUUGCAGUUGGACCUGAGUAUUUUCUUAAUUAGGUUUCAAGUAAAUAUACAAUCUGAUGGCUUUGCAAAUUCAAAAUAUUUCUGAAUGUUGAUGAAUCAGCCAAACAACUGCUGUUAAGUAUGUAAAUGACCUUAAUGUCAGUUUGGUAUUUGCUUAGCAUGCCAUGCAUGCAGCAAAACUUUGGAGUGAUUCAACUUUUCUGGCCAUGCUAAAUAUACUUCCUGGGAUAAGUUCCCUUUUCAUACAGGGACCAGUUUACUACUGUGCUCCCCUGUGUUUCCUCCUGAAUAUGUAUUAGUCCUCUAGAGAUGUUUUAAUGCGUUAUACAUACAUAAUGCUUCUACCUUUCUCUGUCUUUCUGAUUGUUAAUUAUGUGAGAUGUGUAAUUCUGGCAGCAGUUGAGUGAAUAUUCGCUAAUCUAUGAUAUAAUUGAGUUUUGAAUGUGUACUUCAAGAAGUUUAUAGACUUGCAUAGAGAAAUCAUUAAUUUUCAUUUGUUAAACUGAAGAUUCUCAAGUCCUGAUACUCUUUUGUGUUUUUAUCAGUGAAUCUGUUUAAGGAAGUACUUCUGGUUUUUGAGUGGUUUUCAUAGUUUUUUUUAUUUGUUUAUGUAGACACUCUUCUUUGAGUGCAAGUUAUUGACCUGGUACUCUAUUUAUAAUUCUGCCUGGUUCUUCAGUAUUUUAUCUAGCUGUAACUUAUUAAAAACCACAAAUAUGAAAUGGGGAUAUUAAUGACAAGUGGUUUAAAUGUGAGAGUUUCAAAAUGCAUGUCAGAAUAUUUCAACACUUUGUUCACUGUAAUUUUACAUUUUUUUUAUUACUUAAGUAAUUAAAAAAAUCCUUAGGGUUGCAUUAUAGUAAAAUUUUAUACAUCUCAGUACUAAUUUUGUCUCUCAGUGGACAGCAAUAAUUUAGAUGGGAUUGUUUUUACUCUACCUAAUUUAUUCUAAAAGGGGGGGGGAAAUAUUAACCUUGCAAAUUUUGCUAAUUAUAAUAAUUUCAUUAAUAAUGUUGGUUGUUUUUAAUGAUCUCCAUGCCUUCAGAAACUUGUUCUUCUAUAUUUUGAAGAAAAACAUACAGAUAUACAGGGUUCUGUAAUAGAAUGUGUUUACAGUAUUUAUCCCCUGGGUUUGCUGUGAUAGUAAGGGGAAGUACAGUGACAGAUAUAACUUGCAAUAGUUGCUAGUGUUCUGUGCCUUUGAAUAAUUUUCUUUAAUUCAUUAAUUUUUUAUAUCUUAGGUGAGGGUUAGCAGCUUUAAAUCAGUUUCAUUUCUAUUCAAGUGGAUAUGGUGAUACAUUCUUAGAGCUUUACUAGUUUUACUAACUUUAAAUAAUUUUAAAUCUGUAAGGUAAAUGGGUAUAUGGAUGGUUUUGAACUGAUCGUAGAUUGUUCGGUUUAACUUUUUAUGUUUCACACACUGCUAGAGUAGAGGGAGAACUUACUGGUCAUAUCUGGCUUUUUUUUUUUAUGCUUUUGUUUUGUACUAUAUAUGAUCAGUGGGACUUUCUCACCAUGAUAGGUGUGCUCACUGUAGUGACUUUUUAAAAUGUUCCCAUAGUUUGCACUGUGUGAUUCAAUUGAAUUUAGCUUACAAAUCAGUCCCUUUCUGUAGGCAUCUGCUUUGUACCUUGACAAGUAUGAAAAUAAUCAAAAAUAUCACUGUGCUUGACAGUGAGACUGUAUAUUUCUGUUUCUGAGUGUGAAUAGCAUUUAGCAAGGCUUGUCUAGUUAAAAAGCAGUUAAACUAGUAAUCAUACAUGAUCUGUGUUUAACUGUCAUUUGUAGAAAAAGUGCUACAAAGUGAUAUGUGGCGAUAAAUUCAGAAGGAAAAGAAUACGAAAUUCAGAUAGCAGCUUGAAUGAUUUGCUGUUAGCAUGGGGCCCAAUAACACUACAAAGCUAUAAACUCUGUCUUUCUAGAUUGCCCAGUUAGGUGGCAGAGAUGCAAUUUGUCUUUUCUGAUGCCGCCUGCUGCUUGCUAGCUCCAUCUCCUGUCACAGCCUAUUAGCUCCCCAAGAAAAUUGGUGGGAAAUUGCCUGCAGAUUGUAGGAAAUUGCAUCUCCAGGCCCUGGAAAAAAUGUGGGAUAGCACAACACUGAUCCUCCCAGAGCAGCUAUUAAUACAGCAAAAGCUGACCUUUGGCAUGGUGUGAAACGACUUUGCUAUUUGCUGAAUAAAGACUGUAUUAUGUGUGGUUGAAGGAGGGUACAAGUUAUUAUCCUAGCUAUGCCUGUAGCCAGCCUGCUCCAGGAAGCUUAAGCAUUAGUGAUAGGUUUUGCUGCCCCCCACCUCCUUCCUAUUGGAAGAUGGGAGGUAAGAUGUUGGAGCCUUAUCCAGAAAUUUCAUUGUACAGAUGGGCAAAAGCCACCAUGUAUUUAAAUGAUAUUAGUACAUAUGAAAUUCAAAGGUUUAGCGACAAAACUGAAAGACAAUUUAUGAAGCUAAGCUCAAAAAAAAAAAUUUAUAAUUGCCUCUGGUUGGUCUAGCCUUCAUCAGAGUAGGAACA
Haliaeetus leucocephalus (bald eagle) is the source of this 11027-nucleotide messenger RNA. It is a transcript of the gene TLE1, whose product is annotated as transducin-like enhancer of split 1 (E(sp1) homolog, Drosophila). The transcript is spliced from 17 exons. The coding region runs from base 56 to 2176 and encodes 706 amino acids. Gene Ontology annotation, biological process: negative regulation of canonical Wnt signaling pathway; regulation of DNA-templated transcription. Gene Ontology annotation, molecular function: protein binding; transcription corepressor activity. Lineage: Eukaryota; Metazoa; Chordata; Aves; Accipitriformes; Accipitridae. The record is from RefSeq and is a predicted model, not a curated record. Gene Ontology annotation, cellular component: nucleus; transcription regulator complex.